Messenger RNA from Pygoscelis adeliae (Adelie penguin), 2739 nucleotides. It is a transcript of the gene MGAT4B, whose product is annotated as mannosyl (alpha-1,3-)-glycoprotein beta-1,4-N-acetylglucosaminyltransferase, isozyme B. The coding region runs from base 1 to 1707 and encodes 568 amino acids. NCBI's taxonomy places the organism in Eukaryota, Metazoa, Chordata, Aves, Sphenisciformes, Spheniscidae. Gene Ontology annotation, cellular component: Golgi stack; endoplasmic reticulum; endoplasmic reticulum-Golgi intermediate compartment. The transcript is spliced from 16 exons. Gene Ontology annotation, molecular function: acetylglucosaminyltransferase activity. Gene Ontology annotation, biological process: protein N-linked glycosylation. The record is from RefSeq and is a predicted model, not a curated record.
AUGGAUGAAGUGGAGGAUGGCAGGAAGAGAAAGGAACAGUUUUGUAUUGACAGGAACCGUGACAUUUGGAUGGGGUUGGAUCAGUUAACAGCGUUCAAAGAUCUGCGUUACGGGAUCUCUGUUCUCCACGACCCCGUGGUCAGAGGAAAUCUGCUGUUCGGAGGUGACGUUGUGGACAUCUACCAGCGGGAGUUUCUCGCCCUCCGAGACCGACUGCACGCAGCCGAGCAGGAGAGCCUGAAGCGCUCAAAGGAGCUCAACCUGGUCCUGGAGGAGAUCAAGAGAGCGAUCUCAGAGAAGCAGGCCCUGCGGGAUAUAAACCGGACCUGGAGCAGCUUAUCUGACGAAACCAAGUUAAAACUGUGGAAUAUCACCAACAAGAAUGUGCUGCACCUUCCCACCAUCUUCCAUCAUUUGCCACAUUUGCUGUCAAAGGAGAACAGUCUGCAGCCAGCCGUGCAUGUGGGACAGGGGCGCACUGGAGUGUCCGUUGUGAUGGGAAUCCCCAGCGUGAAGCGGGAGGUGCAUUCCUACCUCACCGACACCCUCAACUCCCUCAUCUCAGAGCUCACUCAGCAGGAGAAGGAGGACUCCGUCAUCGUCGUCCUCAUCGCCGAGACAGAUCCGCAGUACACAGCCGGAGUGGCAGAAAAUAUUAAAAACUUAUUCCCAAAGGAAAUACACUCAGGUCUCCUGGAGGUAAUUUCCCCGUCUCCGCAUUUCUAUCCUGAUUUCUCCCACCUGCGGGAAUCCUUUGGGGACCCCAAGGAAAGAGUCAGGUGGAGGACAAAGCAAAACCUCGACUACUGCUUUUUAAUGAUGUAUGCCCAGUCCAAAGGCAUAUAUUACGUGCAGCUGGAGGAUGAUAUUGUGGCCAAACCAAACUAUCUCAGCACGAUGAAGAACUUUGCCUUGCAGCAGCCCUCUGAAGAGUGGAUGAUCCUGGAGUUUUCUCAGCUGGGGUUUAUUGGAAAAAUGUUCAAGUCUCUGGAUCUGAGCUUGAUCGUGGAGUUCAUCCUGAUGUUCUAUAAGGACAAACCCAUUGACUGGCUGUUGGAUCACAUCCUUUGGGUGAAAGUCUGCAACCCUGAAAAAGAUGCAAAACACUGCGACAGGCAGAAGGCAAACCUGAGGAUCCGCUUCAAGCCCUCGCUCUUCCAGCACGUGGGAACCCACUCCUCCUUGGCCGGGAAGAUACAGAAGCUGAAGGACAAGGACUUUGGCAAGCAGGCCUUGCGGAAAGAGCACGUCAACCCUCCUGCGGAGGUGAGCACCAGCCUGAAAACCUACCAGCACUUCACCUUGGAGAAGGCUUACCUGCGGGACGACUUCUUCUGGGCCUUCACUCCCACUGCCGGAGACUUCAUCAGAUUCAGAUUCUUCAAACCACUCCGCAUUGAAAGGUUCUUCUUCCGCAGCGGGAACAUCGAGCACCCAGAAGACAAACUCUUCAAUACGACUGUGGAGGUUUUGCCGUUUGACAGUCUACAGUCGGAUAAGGAAGCCUUGCAGGAGGGAAGAGGAGCAGCUGUCAAAUACCGCAGGACACCGGAUGGCUACAUCCAGAUAGGUUCCUUCACCAAGGGCGUUGCGGAGGGCGAGGUGGACCCAUCCUUCGGGCCGCUGGAGGCCAUCAGGUUGUCCAUCCAGACCGACUCCCCAGUGUGGAUCAUCCUGAGCGAGAUUUUUAUCAAAAAAGCAGAGUGACGUGGGCGUGAGGAAGAGUGGACACACGCGUGGAUCCCGGUCCCGCUCCCUCCCCUCCCGCUCCCUCCUCCCCGCGGCGCCCGGCCCGGGCACAAGGACAGCCACGCUGGCGAGGCGCAGGCCCGGCUGCCAGGAGGUGACACACACGGACAGGCCUCGGCAAACCGGCUGCCAGGCCGGCACCACCAUCCCCAGCCGGUGCUGUGGGGCCACGACAUCGUCUUCUCCGGAAGAAGAGCAAAAAGCAAAAACCAAUCUCCCGUGCAGAGGGCUGGCUUUGCUCCCCUCGGCAAGGCCCCGGCGCUCCCUCGGCCCCUCACGGGUGCCUGGCUGCCACGCGUGCCACUCGGGCCGCACCAACACGGGACAGUUUGGGGACGGGAUGAGCUUUAGCAAGUGCGGGGACUAAAAGCACCUUCAGCCCAGGACAGGGCAAGCACUGGCUGUAUUAGGGACAGAGAGGGGGCUUGGUCACGUUGAGUCCUGCCGGCUGACCCUGCAGGCGAGCUGGGAUGGAGAUGGCCAGGGACCAAGGUCUGCCUUGCCUUCGCCCAGGCAAUGGUCCUGGCCAAAGUUUGAGGAUUAAGCGAGGGUGAAGACUGACCCUCCUUUGGCAGAGGAGGAGCGAAUCCAAAGGGGUUGGAGCUAUGAGUAUGGCAGGGAAAACAAAAAAAUAAAAUAUGCCACACUGUGCCUGCCAGCAUUGAACACAGCCCCUUAACUCACGGUGAAGUCUCCAGUGUCUUCAUGCCUUGAGAUUGAGUGCAGAAACCAUCUUUUUAAAUAACUAUUUCAGUUAUUGAUUGGUGUGAGGUUUUUUGGGGGGGUGGGGUGGAAAAAAGCAGAAGUAGCCCAGUUGAGAAAUAGUAGGGAUUAGUGUAAAUCCCAAUGUCUCUUCAGCUAUACACUGGAAUGCAUUAUACUACUUUCAUGUGCUGUAUUUUUUAUUAUUGGAUACAUUUGAUUUUUCAAGUACAUCUCUAUAUAUAAAUAUAUAAAAUAAUGUGCACUGUAAUAAAAUCUAAAUUUAAA